Penaeus indicus is the source of this 2630-nucleotide messenger RNA. RefSeq names its product TRAF3-interacting protein 1-like (gene IFT54). Lineage: Eukaryota; Metazoa; Arthropoda; Malacostraca; Decapoda; Penaeidae. Gene Ontology annotation, cellular component: intraciliary transport particle B; centrosome; axoneme. The record is from RefSeq and is a predicted model, not a curated record. Gene Ontology annotation, biological process: regulation of microtubule cytoskeleton organization; cilium assembly; intraciliary transport. The coding region runs from base 250 to 2526 and encodes 758 amino acids. The transcript has 15 exons. Gene Ontology annotation, molecular function: microtubule binding.
GUGGAAGGUCGAGAAACGCACGUUCUCUCUCUCCUUUUCUUUGAGUUUAGUAACUGUGUAGGGCUAUAUAAAUUACAUAAUCAUCUUAAAAUGAAGAAGAAUUCUUAAACAGCGUUAGAAAGUAUAUGAAUAACCUCCACAGCAAAUAGUUAGUGUGGUUUGCAAUUCCUGUUAAUAUACGUGAACCACACAAAGUUCAUGACAGCUAAAAAAUAAUCAUAUAUAAAGUACACAUUAACUACAUAAACUAUGAGUGCGGCUGUGGACCCCCAAGUGAUCAAGAAAACCCAAGAAGAACUAGGAAAAUAUGUUAAAAAACCUCCUCUCACGGAAAAGUUGCUGAAUAAACCUCCUUUUAGGUUCCUUCACGACGUUAUCAAUGUUAUUGUGACAGAGACUGGUUUCCUUGCUGGCUUGUACACAGACGAGGAACUUAGUUCUGAAAACAUCAAAGACAAAGAUGCUAAAAUAGCCUUCCUUCAAAAGUGUAUAGAUGCAACAAGUUUUGCAACAGGAGAAACGAUUACAGUGCGGCCUAGCAAGAUUGUGGCCGGCCAUGAGGCGGACAAAACCAAUGCUUGGUUACAGGCUCUUGCGAAGGCGAUAUCACAAAAUGUUGACUCAUCCCAGGCAGUAGAACAGGUGCUUAGCGGAGCCAAGGCAGAAAAACCCAAAAAAGCGGAUAAGAAAUCAGACAAGAAGUCCGACAAAGAGAAAUCUGACAGGAAGUCGGAUAAGUCUAAAAAGGAGGUAGCGCCAAACAAUCGCAGUCUCAAAGACAAAGACCCUAAACCAACCAGAAAUCCCAAACCAACCACCAAAGACCCCAAAAGCACCAAAGACCCCAAAACUCCCGCUGCUCGGGCCCCCAAAGCAAGCAAAGCCCCCGUGCCUAGCAAAGGCCAAAGAAAUGCCCCCAAUGGCCAGGCAGCAAAGCCCUCUCAAGACAGUGGCUCUCCGUCUAAGAGCUCCAGAAGCAAAGAUGACAAGGAGAAAUCCAGUAGAAAGAGCAAGGAUGAUAAAGAUGAGGCAAAGAAGAGCAGCAAGAGCAGUAAAGAGAAGAGUAGCAAGGAGGAGAAGGACGAUAAAAGUAAAAGGAAGUCGAAAAGUGGAGAGGGAUCACCGGAGAAAGCAAAGUCCUCGAAGUCCAGAGCAUCAAGCAGAAUGGGCAGUGUGAAGGAGCUGGAAAAGGAGAACUCUCCGCCACUCGAGAAAGCAGCGGACGAGGAGAUCAUUCCCAACGGACAUGUGGAGGAGGAGCAGGUGAAUCCUCCCCCAAGGCUAAAAUCGGCACGGCCACCGAGCGCACGCCCAAGCCUACGCAAUGCAGCUGAUGACAGUGCCAACAUGUCUGCAGGACCAGAGUCUCUCCUGCAAGUUGAUGGUACUAUUCAGCCUACAGAAGAGCCACCUAUUAUACCUGUGGGGGAGAACAAUAACAUUGAUCCUGCAAUUCUCAAGGCAAUGGGAGAUCCUAAUAAUGACCCCAUGGCAAAUAUGGGUGAGGGACAGCUGACAGCCGAGGCACCAGACUCAGGCGUUGGUUCCUUAGAGUCGCCAAAACAUGGGCCAAAGGAGGCUGAACCCCCAGAUAGGCUUCCUUCCGCCAGGCCAGGACCUCAGCCCAUGAAAGCGAUCGAGAUGUUUAGCGGAAACGAGGGUGGAGUCGAGGUCCCGCCCCUCAUACCGCAAGUUCCUAUUGGCCAAGAAGACCCACCACAGACUGGAGAUGUCAGUAGAAGACCACGGACCGGUCGGCGUUCUGCUCGGCCUCCCAGCGCUCGGCCAGCACCCCCGAGGGUGAGAGAGCGUCGAGAGAUCCCUAAAGAGGAGCUUCAGCGGCCCCCCACUAGCAAGCCAGUGGCCAAUGUGAUUCUAGCCUCCAGUGAUGCAGGAAAUGAGGACGAAGAUGACAACUUUACCGUGGAGGAGUCAAAACCUAUGUUUGAGGAGGACCCGAUACCCCUGGACCCCAUGGGAGCCAGUGGGUCAGCAGUGGCAGCAGCAGCGGCAGCGGUUGGGGAAGAUGGCGAUGGAGCGGGUCUUUUAGUGGCGCAGAUCCUGGAGUCAAAGAAGGAGCUUGAGGAUGGCAGACGUAAUGCUUAUUCCCCUGAGACGCCCGGUCAUCGACGAGUACAAAUUGAAAAGUCACAGUUGAGUGAUGCUAACCGAAGGAAAGAGAGGGAGAUCAUCCAAAAGGAUGUGCAGAAACUGGUGGGCUCCAUCCAGUCAAUCACCAGAUCUGUUAAUCCUUUGGCAAAAAUGUUAGACUACCUACAAGAAGACUUAGAUUCAAUGCAGAAAGAAUUAGAAACUUGGAGAAAUGAGAACAAGCUGCUCGCUCAAACCCUCAAGCGAGAGCAGAGUUUAACUGAUCAAGCACUUGAACCCCUGAAAAGUCAACUGGCAGAACUAGAAACAGCAGUCCAGGAUCAGAGGGACAAGCUUUCUGCUAUCAAAUCCAACAUCCUGCGCAACAAUGACAAGAUCUCACGUAUGAUGACCGGCAUUAACCAGAAUGUUUGAUCUUCGUGUUUACAGAAGGGUUUACUUUAGACUGUGUGAUGAAGGGAAUUUGGCUAGGGAGAGAGAAUGAGUGAGAGAAGUAGAGAACAAGAGAACUAGAGAGU